AUGGAUGUGUUGAAACCUAUUGAUAUUGUUGUUAAACAAUUACAAUCCCCGGACGAAAACCUUAUUUCAGCAUUGCACGUGGUCAACGCCGUCAAAGACGACAUCAAAUCGAAACGCGAAAAUAAUACUUCGAAUGAGAAAGUUAAAAAGAUGGUUGAUGAUUUCUUAGAAAGUGUGAGGAUCACGUCAACCGACGGCGUGCAAGUGCAACGCAGACCUACAAGAAAUACUGCUGUUCCCUCUCGUUUUGAUGAUUUUUUAAUAACUGACCGUAUCCCGAGCGCAAACAACAGUCGCACCAACUGUCAAAUUUUUGUCGAGUGCUUAGAUUUGCUGGAUGCGGAAUUCCUCCGAAGAUUUUCUGAAGAAAACAUCGCACUAUGGGAAGCCAUACUGGCCUUAUCGCCGUCGUCAGAUAAUUAUCUUGACUAUGAUGCUCUCAUACCCUUAUUUGAGUACGCGGUGAAUAUUCCAGUGAUAAGAGAUUUCUAUCAAAAAGAAAAAUUAUCACGCGAAGAUUUAGAAGCUGAGUGCCGAAUUUUUUCUCGUGUUUUUAAAGACAAAGAAUGGCCCAAGAAUGCAGCUGACAAAGUUGAUUUGAGCGAGGUCGCUAACAUUGUCUUAAAGGAACACCAGAAGGGAGCUCCUGUACUAUCUUCGUUGUACAAAGUAGCUAUCACUGCUGGUUUCACAUCAACGAGGGUUGAAUGUGUUUUUUCAUCCCUUACAAGAGUUGAUUCCCCUCAGCGGAGGUCGAUGAAAACAGAAAGAGAAGCAAAUCUAGCUUAUCUAAGUUUUGAAAGCGAAGUUCUGAUAAAUGACAUUACCUUUGACGAUUUUUACAAAGCUUGGAACUUGAAACCAAGAGCAUUGUCGUUGUAA
Paramuricea clavata is the source of this 882-nucleotide messenger RNA. The record is from the annotation of a GenBank genome assembly. Lineage: Eukaryota; Metazoa; Cnidaria; Anthozoa; Malacalcyonacea; Plexauridae.